AUGCAGUUGAACAUCGCUUACCCAGCCAACGGUACUCAGAAGAGUAUUGACAUCGAAGAUGAACACAAAUUGAGAGCUUUCUUCGAAAAAAGAAUGGGCCAAGAGGUCGAGGGAGAUGCCGUGAGCGAUGAGUUCAAGGGCUACGUCUUCAAGAUCACUGGUGGUAACGACAAGCAAGGUUUCCCAAUGAAGCAAGGUGUGAUGAUCCCAAACAGAGUUAAAUUGUUCUUGACCAAGGAUGUCUCCUGUUACAGACCAAGAAGAACCGGAGAGAGAAAGAGAAAGUCUGUCAGAGGCUGUAUUGUUGGUAACGACCUUGCUGUCUUGUCCCUUGUUGUUGUUAAGCAGGGUGAGCAAGAGAUCGAGGGUUUGACCGAUGCUCAGGUUCCAAAGAGAUUGGGUCCUAAGAGAGCCAACCACAUCAGAAAGUUCUACGGUUUGACCAAGGAGGAUGAUGUCAGACAGUUCGUCGUUAGAAGAGAGGUUGUUAAGGGUGAGAAGAAGUACACCAAGGCUCCAAAGAUCCAGAGAUUGGUUACUCCUCAAAGACUCCAGAGAAAGAGAGCUGUCAAGGCUUUGAAGAUCAAGAACGCUCAGGCUCAAAGAGAUGCUGCUGCUGAGUACGCCCAAUUGCUUGCCCAGCGUCUCCACGAGCGUAAGGCUGAGAAGGCUGAAAUCAGAAAGAGAAGAGCUUCUUCGUUGAAGGCUUAA
Messenger RNA from Ogataea philodendri, 711 nucleotides. RefSeq lists its product as uncharacterized. Gene Ontology annotation, biological process: translation. The record is from RefSeq and is a predicted model, not a curated record. Bases 1 to 711 code for a protein of 236 amino acids. The transcript has a single exon. Gene Ontology annotation, molecular function: structural constituent of ribosome. Gene Ontology annotation, cellular component: ribosome. Lineage: Eukaryota; Fungi; Ascomycota; Pichiomycetes; Pichiales; Pichiaceae.